Messenger RNA from Dalotia coriaria, 2194 nucleotides. RefSeq names its product protein transport protein Sec61 subunit alpha. Bases 224 to 1654 code for a protein of 476 amino acids. NCBI's taxonomy places the organism in Eukaryota, Metazoa, Arthropoda, Insecta, Coleoptera, Staphylinidae. The transcript is spliced from 5 exons. Gene Ontology annotation, biological process: SRP-dependent cotranslational protein targeting to membrane, translocation; post-translational protein targeting to membrane, translocation. Gene Ontology annotation, molecular function: ribosome binding; signal sequence receptor activity; transmembrane protein transporter activity. The record is from RefSeq and is a predicted model, not a curated record. Gene Ontology annotation, cellular component: Sec61 translocon complex; membrane.
CUCAUACGGCCAACAACGCGAAAGUACCGUUGCUCUGCCACACUCGCUGGCACUUCAUUCGGUGACACGGUGUUGAGCGCAUCAUCUCGGCGUGCGCGUUCCCCCCAAAAACCUCCUUCGACGUUCAGUGAGCGUGCCUGCGUGCCGUGAAACGUGGAACUUAUAGUGCCCCGUGUGGACACAUCGACGUCGAAACCACAGCGGCCGAACAAAUCCCAUCAAGAUGGGUAUUAAAUUCUUGGAAGUUAUCAAGCCGUUCUGCAGUAUACUGCCAGAGAUCGCCAAACCCGAACGAAAGAUCCAAUUCAGAGAGAAAGUAUUAUGGACGGCGAUCACACUAUUUAUUUUCCUUGUUUGUUGUCAAAUUCCGUUGUUCGGUAUCAUGAGCUCAGACUCAGCCGAUCCGUUCUACUGGAUUCGUGUAAUUCUUGCGUCAAACAGAGGCACCCUCAUGGAGUUGGGUAUCUCGCCCAUCGUCACAUCCGGUCUGAUCAUGCAGCUCUUGGCUGGCGCCAAGAUUAUCGAAGUUGGUGACACUCCAAAGGACAGGGCUCUGUUCAAUGGUGCACAAAAAUUGUUUGGCAUGGUAAUCACCGUCGGCCAAGCAAUCGUCUACGUAAUGACCGGCAUGUACGGCGACCCAGCCGAAAUCGGUGCCGGCGUGUGUCUUCUCAUCAUUAUCCAGCUUUUCGUCGCCGGUUUAAUUGUACUUCUGCUCGACGAACUCUUGCAAAAGGGCUAUGGUCUCGGCUCUGGUAUCUCGCUCUUCAUUGCGACCAACAUCUGCGAAACCAUCAUCUGGAAGGCAUUCUCUCCCGCCACGGUUAACACCGGCCGCGGUACUGAAUUCGAAGGCGCCGUCAUCGCUCUCUUCCACUUGAUCGCCACACGUCAAGACAAAGUCCGCGCUCUGCGUGAGGCCUUCUACCGCCAGAACCUUCCCAAUCUGAUGAACCUGCUCGCUACCAUCCUUGUCUUUGCCAUAGUCAUAUAUUUCCAGGGCUUCCGUGUCGACCUACCCAUCAAGAGCGCGCGUUAUCGCGGUCAGUACUCCAGCUACCCAAUCAAACUCUUCUACACAUCAAACAUCCCUAUUAUUCUGCAAUCCGCGCUUGUUUCUAACCUUUACGUCAUUUCACAAAUGUUGGCGGUUAAAUUUCAUGGCAACUUUUUAAUUAACUUGCUUGGCGUGUGGGCUGAUGUUGGCGGUGGUGGCCCAGCACGUUCAUAUCCAAUUGGAGGGUUGUGCUACUACCUCAGUCCGCCUGAAAGCGUCGGACACAUCCUGGAAGACCCCGUGCAUGCGUUCUUGUACAUCGUCUUCAUGCUGGGUUCCUGCGCGUUCUUCUCAAAGACGUGGAUUGAAGUAUCUGGAUCCUCCGCUAAGGAUGUUGCCAAGCAGCUGAAGGAACAGCAGAUGGUGAUGCGUGGUCAUCGUGAUAACUCAAUGAUCCACGAGUUGAACCGUUACAUCCCGACGGCAGCUGCUUUCGGUGGUCUGUGUAUCGGCGCGUUGUCAGUGAUGGCUGACUUUAUGGGCGCGAUCGGUUCCGGCACGGGUAUCCUGCUCGCCGUGACGAUCAUCUACCAGUACUUCGAGAUCUUCGUCAAGGAGCAGAGCGAGAUGGGCAGCAUGGGUGCGCUGCUCUUCUAAGUUACGCAAAUGAUUUUUGUUAAUUAUUUAUAUAUAAAAUAUAAAAAAUACUGUGCCCUUGCGAUGCGAGGAGAGGCAGACAAAAAUAUUGAUUACUAAAAAAACAUUUGAAAUUUCACUACAGAAACAAAAUCAUUGGAAAGAAGGACCGUUUGUUGAGUAAAUUAGUACUAUUGAGGUAAUCAAUAUUUUUUAUACUAAACGAAUGAAAGGCUGACUAUUUUCACUCACUUUGAUGAAAUAAAAUAGUCUUUUUUGUACUUGAUAAGACAAACUUAAAAUAUUAAACAAAUUUACUAUGACAAUUGCUGCGAUUGCAAACCGAGAACUGCGAAGCAAUGAUAUUUAUGAGUAACUUGGAAGGGAGAGUGUGUGUGUGUGAGUUCAUCUCUUUGUAAUAAUUGUAAUAAUUUAUGUAGUAACAUGUCGUUCGACUUUUCGAUUGUUUGCGAUGAGUUUUAGUUUGUUUUCUUUCAUUUCAUUACAUUCAGCUUGCGAGAACGAACGGGUGCAAUAAAGUGAGAACUCUAUAUUCGUAAA